UUUCCUGGUUUUCCUGGUUUUCCUGGUUGUCCUGGACGUCCUGGUUGUCCUGGACGACCUGGAUGUCCUGGUCCUGGAUGUCCUGGACGACCUGGACGACCUGGUUUUCCUGGUUUUCCUGGUUGUCCUGGAUGUCUUGGUUGUCCUGGAUGUCCUGGUUGUCCUGGACGACCUGCUUUCAUUGACAUUUGA
This is a messenger RNA of Cydia splendana, 192 nucleotides long. RefSeq names its product hibernation-associated plasma protein HP-25-like. NCBI's taxonomy places the organism in Eukaryota, Metazoa, Arthropoda, Insecta, Lepidoptera, Tortricidae. The transcript is spliced from 3 exons. The record is from RefSeq and is a predicted model, not a curated record. The annotation marks the transcript as partial.